Galleria mellonella (greater wax moth) is the source of this 1327-nucleotide messenger RNA. RefSeq lists its product as uncharacterized. NCBI's taxonomy places the organism in Eukaryota, Metazoa, Arthropoda, Insecta, Lepidoptera, Pyralidae. Bases 442 to 984 code for a protein of 180 amino acids. The record is from RefSeq and is a predicted model, not a curated record. The transcript has 2 exons.
UUAGUAUAACGUGUUUCUAAGAUUUUUAAAGUGCGUGACAGUAGGUGUUAUAAUUAUAACGUAGCAAUUACUUGUAGCGCAUUCUUUCUGCCUCGGUUGUAUAGCCAACUCUUUUUUAAACUAUAAUUGGUGUACACCAAUCGUAGUUCAAAAAUAGCUGAUAGAAAGAAAUGCAUAAUUUUUUGUUUUUUUUUUCACGGUUUGCUUUGUAAUUGUAAUUAACCUUUUUAAGUCCAGAAGAUUUUGUUUCUGUUAUCAAGUCGCUGUCUCUUCUGUCAAGUAUCUAUUUAUUCUGGAAAAUUAUUUUUGAUACUUCUUAUAUUUAAAAUUAUUUUAAUAAGAUUCUGUCAAACCAUUUUAUGCUUAUAACAGUAUUUAGUACAAGUAAUUUGUUUUAUGGGGAUGUGAGACAAGGAUUGAUGUGCGUGGCUCCUUCUUCCGAUGCCGUUGAGCACAUGUACGAGCGGGCUCGUGGUGACGGCGCUGGUGGCGCUGCUGCUGCUGCCGGCGCAAUACUACGUGCCGAACUUGUACUUCAAGUCCGACGAAGAGUUCCAGACUCCGCCGCAAAUCACUCCUGUUCCCACUUCUACACAUGUUUGGUUCGACCUUGCGUCCGCUCACGUUCCGCCUCUAGACCUCAUUUUCACAAUCGUAUUGCUGACGCUAGCUUUUAUUACUUAUAUAUUCGAAUGGAUCCAAAGGAAAAUAAUGGAAAGAAGAAUCAUGAAGUUGAAUCAGUAUUUGAGUGCGAGCCUGGACCGACUGCGUGCGUGGGAUGCCCGCCAGGAGCAGCUGGAGGGGACCCUGAGGAUGGUGCACAACGCCACCGCCGAGUACAACCUGCUGCUGUACCUUCUACUGCGCAAGCACCGCUGCCUCGCCGCGCACGCCGGCCCCCCCUCCAACUGCUUCUUCGACAAGGAUUUGGACGAUGAGCUGUUUUCUUUAAGGAAUCCCAACCUCGAGCCACAAGUUCUAUGACGAGUGAUUCUAGUGUUCCUCAUACGUGGUCUUUGUUUGUUGAAUAUACUUACAAUAGUAUUAAUUUGUUAGUAAGUUCAUUUAAAUUACUUAGUUUUUACCUAUAGUCGGUUCUCCGUGUGGUCACAGCAUAGAAUAGGCCACCCGUUCCUUUCCCGUGGGUGUCGUAAUAGGCGACUAAGAGAGGGUAAGAGGUGGGCAGAAAGGUUCCUGUUAAAACAUCUCCAAAGCCUAACUGCGGUUACCAAUCCAUCUGCCAAGCAUGGCAACUACCGGCAAAACCCCCUUGGAUGGAGGAUUAUGUUCAGUAAUUCAAUAAAAAUUAAUGAAAAUGUAACCAAAU